This is a messenger RNA of Penicillium paradoxum, 1938 nucleotides long. RefSeq lists its product as uncharacterized. NCBI's taxonomy places the organism in Eukaryota, Fungi, Ascomycota, Eurotiomycetes, Eurotiales, Aspergillaceae. The transcript has a single exon. Bases 1 to 1938 code for a protein of 645 amino acids. The record is from RefSeq and is a predicted model, not a curated record.
AUGGGCAACUCUCAAUCGAGCUCAGCCAAAGACGAGACUCGCCGCUCCAACCGCCUUUCAAAGCCCCUAACAAAGAAAUUCAGUGUCCGCAAAAGCUCACAAAAGCCCGAAACAGAUCCUUCAGUGACCAGUUCAGGGCUGAUCACAUGGGACAACCCCUGGGUGGAGAAGAGUAUCUCCACUCCGCCUGCGGAGAAACGAGGAAGUUAUUCCAAAAAAGCAGAGAUCCCGCCUACACUCUUUGAGACGGAAGCGUCCCAAGAGAUUGCUCUGGAGGACCAUGCUUUUCUAUAUGAUCAGACUCCCGUGCAGCGUCGUCUGUCCCGCCCAAGCCCGGUAACCGCGCCUUCUUCAAGAAGAACGUCGUACCAGUCGGAACGCUGGGAUACAACUGCCCCAUCUUCACCUCUCGGUGAGCAGCCACCAAGGCGGGCUAAUUCGAGUCGAACUCCUUUACAGAGACAUAAUAGCGCUGUCUACGAAAGCAAUGCAACGUCCUCAAAUACCCACUUUUUGGUUGGCAACCAACGAUUUUCACUAACACGUCGACGAUCACUCCUGACACGGCCUGGAGUUGCCACAAGACGAACCACAGGUACAGUUCGACGUGUUCCAUCGCCAAUUGGAGAGCCCGAAUGUUCAACCGAGGAUCCCAAUGAUUCAACCGUUUUGCAUUGGCCAUUGCCCGCUGAAAGACAUUUGCGUCUCCCAUCCCCAGCACGACCGACAAGUCCCUCAGAUGCCCGAUAUACUCAGCUUGGAGCACUCAAGCUGGGAUCUUUGCGGGUGGUCAAUGGCUCGGCCUCCCCAUGUCCUAGCGAGCGCAUUCCUUUGAAUGAGCCGUGCGUUCCGGGUUCUGGGCUUGGUCUUGAGAACGUGAAAGUUGGAGGGCCUGCCAGGGGUGCUAAGCUGGAGAUCCCACUCUUGCCCGACUUGAAAAAAUACGAUGAUGUUCCUGACAGUCCAUUCUCUUUCGAAAAGUCCCCUACUAUUACAGCCCGAUCUCGGGCGCAGCCUAUCUUUCCUGGAGAUCAAGAAGAUGAAGGGAUUGUUCUCUCUGAUGAUACGAGAAUCCAACUGGAGAAAGGUGCUUUGGAUGCUGGUCAUGUCCGGAGCACGUCUCGGUCCUUCAACAAGUCAGAUAGCGGUUACAGUUCUGCCACCUCAGUCCAUUCAAUACAGCGGAGCCGGACUCAGAGCUCUGUUGAAUCACAGACAUCUAUUUCAUGUGGCACAGACAGUUCAAAGAAUGGGUGGGUUUCGAAUGGCUCGGCUUCAAGUCAGUCAAAGGAUAUGUUGCAACGUCACUUAAGCCUCCAAACAAAGCCAGAGAACUACUCAAGGCCUUACCCAGUCGCCUCUCGCUGGUACGAUUCAAGCGAUCCAACUCCCCACGCUCCGUUACGAUCGCGUCGGUCAACACUCUGUGCGCCACGAUACACAGAGUAUUCGACGCCUUACCCGUUUGUUGUCGACGCCAAGUCCACACCCGGACUCUCUUCGCCGCUUCAAAGCCAACAAAGUCUGACCAGGGGUCCAUUCUACGGCGAUCGACUCUCCUUGGGUUUGUUGGAUAUCGCAUCGACUACAGGUUCUUCUGUUACCGGAGAAUCAAACCUCAGUCGCCAACAGUCAGUUAAUGAAACCAAGGAGCGACUGCGUAGGUCGGCCUCCGAUUAUCGUAUCCAUGAAGAAUACGAUGCUCCAGUCUCCCGAUCCAGAAGUCGACUGGGAAGUCGUAUCUGGACCAAGAAACCGGGUGUAGACGCCCCUCCACUCCCCACUAUUCUAUCUCCAGGGUAUUUGCAAGAUGAUCUCGAUCUUGAUAUUGGAUUGGUUACUUCUGAGCCGAUGCGAGGCCGGCCUCGAAGCCGGAGCAACGAUUGUCGCCGUCGCAGGUUGACAAAGCCACGUCCCCAGGCGGAUUUGUGCAUAUGA